GAAAAAUAUAAAUCAAUCAACAGGAAUCCAUGUUCGGAUAAAAUCUCAAUCGAUCAUCAAAAUUCAAAAAAAGGAUUAUUACAUUUUUCUUAGAAAUUUUGUUCUAGUAUUUCGUAUCAAUACUUCUCCCCCCCACCACAAGGUUAAUACAGAAACAGGAUUUCAUUUCCAAUUUUUUUCUAAACAAAUUUGGUUUUUUGGUUAGGCAUGCUGAUAUGUUUUCAAGAUGAGUGAUAUAACUUCAAAUGAUGGAAAACCCAAUCAAAAUGUUGUUCCAAGUGGAUCUGCUGAUAAUCCAGCAUCCACGAACAAUACAGCAGAAGAAGAUUUAUCCCAGCAAGGGAUGAAGAUCAUCAUGGACAUUAUCAAAAUAUCCAAUGGCCUUCCAAUGGGUCAGCAACGUGAGCUUUUGAAUACCUUUCCAGAAUUUGUCUCAUCGAUAACCAAGGAGGGUGAUUUCAUUCUGUCUGUGUUAUCUAACGCUAUUCGCAAUGAGGGAAUUGCUGGCAAUAUAAUCAGAAGAGAUAUAGAAGAAAAGCAUGAUAUGAUUGUUGAUACAAACGACAUUAUUCUGGAAAGAGUGGACAUCAAUUUGGAUGAAAUUCAAGGAAUAAAGAGGAAUCCUGAUCCAGUUCUCUCGAAAAUCGCUGCUGCAAAAGGUGCUCAAAAUAGGAAUUCACCGAUCGUGCAAAUUAAUGGACCUAACUCAGCAACACCACCUUUGAAGGACUGGAGUAAAAAUAGAGCAAUGGUGCGACUGAUCAACACAAGAAUAACACACAGACCACAAAUCAAAUUCAAGGAUAAAAUUGACAAUAGGAACAUCCCUUUCGAGCCCAGAAUAACAGAUAAGCCGAAUUCAUUGAAACCUCUGGCUAUAUUAGUAGAGGAGGACGAAGAACAUGGAGAAAGUUUCAGUCAUCCAUACGAAUAUGAACUGGACCUUUUCAAACCGAGAGAAGAACAACUUCUUCACAGACAACCAAUAGCAUACAAAGCGUUGGAUGAGGUGCCAUUUCUGAUUGUCAAUGACAACAAAUCAUUAGAAGAAAUGAUGAACCAUCUGAAAUGUCAGAAUGAAAUAGCUGUAGAUGUAGAGCAUCAUUCGUAUAGGACAUUCCAAGGAAUUACGUGCUUACUACAGAUUUCGUCCAGAGAAAGAGACUUUGUGAUUGACGCCUUGGAACUCAGAGACAGGUUACAUGUUCUCAAUGAUGUUUUCACCGACCCUAAAAUUGUCAAGGUAUUACACGGAGCUGACUCGGAUAUCCAAUGGCUGCAGCGUGACUUGUGUGUUUAUAUUGUGAACAUGUUUGACACGCACCAAGCUGCUCAGGUUCUCGACUUCCAUAGGCUCAGUCUCGCUCAUCUGUUGAAAGUUUUCUGCAAUAUUGAUUCGAAUAAAACUUAUCAGCUCUAUGACUGGAGGACAAGGCCUCUGUCAGACGAAGCCAUUAGAUAUGCCAGAGAGGAUACUCACUAUCUUCUUUACAUUUACGACCUCCUUCGGAAUCAGUUGAUAGAAAAAUGUAAGAACAACACAAACCUGCUAGAAAGCGUCAUCUACAGAAGUACACAGAUAUGCAAAAAGAAAUACUGGAAAGUGAUGUUGAAUGAAGAGAGUCACAUGGAUCUGUACAGGAAAAGUAGGAAAUUGUACGACAAUCGCCAAAUGUACGCCCUUCGACGUCUCUACAUGUGGCGCGACAAAAUCGCUCGAGAAGAAGAUGAAAGCUAUGCGUACGUUCUUCCUAACCAUAUGUUACUGCAAAUAUCUGAAUCGCUUCCAAGGGAAAUGCAGGGCAUAUUGGCAUGCUGCAAUCCUGUGCCACCUCUAGUUCGACAGAAUUUAUUGAUGAUUCAUAAAAUUCUUUUAGAAGCCAGAGAGCAGUCGCUUGUGAAGAAGCAUAUUGAGACAGAAGCUCAAAGACAGUCAAUAGAGCAGGCACCGAAUUGGAAGCCAGUGAAUGUGGAGAGUAAGCUGUACUGUCCGCACGAUCUUUCUUGUAGCGAUGAGUUGCCUGAGAACUUGCCCACUGUCUUGCUAGGUGGCCUGAGGCUGGAACCUGCCAAUUGCGCCCUCUCUGCAAAAUGCGCCAUCAAUGUGUUCGCUGACGAACAGGAGUUUGAAGAAAUGAAUCAAGAAAUUGUCAGGAAAAAUUUGAGAUUUGUCAGUCCAUAUCAACGUUACAAGAAAGUAAUAUCGGUUGAAAAUCAAGAAGAGGAAGAAGCACGUCAAAACUCCAAGGAUAAAGAAAAAAGAAAUGAGUUUAACAAGAACGCCGAGAAUCAAACCAAUGAAACUAAAGUCCAAGAUAGAACUACUGCUGCGGAAGUACAAAAUAAACCAGUUCCUGAACAUCUUUCCGAUAAAGAUAUUGAUGCAUUUGAGGCAUCUCAAAGACAAAUAGCAAAACGGAAGCGUGAGGAAUCUCCACCUAAUUCCAAUAGACCAGCUGAGGUCCAAACUCCUGUUGAAAGUCAUAAGAAAAAGAAGAAGAAACUUGAUAAUGACUUACCACUAAAAAAUCUACAGGACACGCCGAAGCGUAAUAAACAGAAAGCGCCGCAAACAACUGUUGUGGAACAGCCAACAGAAGAUGAUUCAGUCAUCCCGAAUUUACUUGGAGACCAAACUGAUGAUGAGAAGACAAAAAGUAAAAGUGAAAAGAGAAAGUCCGAAGAUAAUAAAGAUCAGCAAGAUUCUGCAAAAUCCGAGCAGAAGAAAUCAAAACGAGAUGAAACAUUCCAGCCUUAUAAUUAUGAAGCGUUUGAUUUUACCAAGUUUCAAACCCAGGAAAAACCAAAGAAGGUUCCGAAACAAACACAGCAAAACAAUUCCAGGGGGAGGAGAACGCCAUGGUUGGGAAAGAAGAUGAAGAAAGCUGGUCUUUGAAUUUUGUAAUCUCUAGGUAUUUAUCCAUUAAUUUUACAAUAUUCAACAUAUUGAAAUAUUGUUUGAAGAGAAAACUUUAAUUUGAAUCAGUGAUAAAGUUAUCACAGUGAUGUUGAAUUUUUAUGCAAUACGAUGUAUAAAUAGAAUUUUCACUGAAUUUUGA
Messenger RNA from Nilaparvata lugens (brown planthopper), 3059 nucleotides. Its product is annotated as exosome component 10. The transcript is spliced from 18 exons. Gene Ontology annotation, cellular component: nuclear exosome (RNase complex); nucleolus. The record is from RefSeq and is a predicted model, not a curated record. Gene Ontology annotation, biological process: TRAMP-dependent tRNA surveillance pathway; histone mRNA catabolic process; nuclear polyadenylation-dependent snRNA catabolic process. Lineage: Eukaryota; Metazoa; Arthropoda; Insecta; Hemiptera; Delphacidae. Gene Ontology annotation, molecular function: 3'-5'-RNA exonuclease activity; nucleic acid binding; nucleotide binding. The coding region runs from base 227 to 2896 and encodes 889 amino acids.